AUGAGAGGAACACAGGGGACCAGUGAGAGGAACACAGGGACCAGUGAGAGGAACACAGGGACCAGUGAGAGGAACACAGGGACCAGUGAGAGGAACACAGGGACCAGUGAGAGGAACACAGGGACCAGUGAGAGGAACACAGGGACCAGUGAGAGGAACACAGGGACCAGUGAGAGGAACACAGGGACCAGUGAGAGGAACACAGGGACCAGUGAGAGGAACACAGGGACCAGUGAGAGGAACACAGGGACCAGUGAGAGGAACACAGGGACCAGUGAGAGGAACACAGGGACCAGUGAGAGGAACACAGGGACCAGUGAGAGGAACACAGGGACCAGUGAGAGGAACACAGGGACCAGUGAGAGGAACCAGAGGAACACAGGGACCAGUGAGAGGAACACAGGGACCAGUGAGAGGAACACAGGGACCAGUGAGAGGAACACAGGUACCAGUGAGAGGAACACAGGGACCAGUGAGAGGAACACAGGGACCAGUGAGAGGAACACAGGGACCAGUGAGAGGAACACAGGGACCAGUGAGAGGCGCUCAGGGACCAGUGAGAGGAACACAGUGACCAGUGAGAGGCACACAGGGACCAGUGAGAGGAACACAGGGACCAGUGAGAGGAACACAGGGACCAGUGAGAGGAACACAGGGACCAGUGAGAGGCUCACAGGGACCAGUGAGAGAAACACAGGGACCAGUGAGAGGCGCACAGGGACCAGUGAGAGGAACACAGGGACCAGUGAGAGGAACACAGGGACCAGUGAGAGGAACACAGGGACCAGUGAGAGGAACACAGGGACCAGUGAGAGGAACACAGGGACCAGUGAGAGGAACACAGGGACCAGUGAGAGGAACACAGGGACCAGUAAGAGGCGCACAGGGACCAGUGAGAGGAACACAGGGACCAGUGAGAGGAACACAGGGACCAGUGAGAGGAACACAGGGACCAGUGAGAGGAACACAGGGACCAGUGAGAGGAACACAGGGACCAGUGAGAGGCUCACAGGGACCAGUGAGAGGCGCACAGGGACCAGUGAGAGGAACACAGGGACCAGUGAGAGGCGCACAGGGACCAGUGAGAGGAACACAGGGACCAGUGAGAGGAACACAGGGACCAGUGAGAGGAACACAGGGACCAGUGAGAGGAACACAGGGACCAGUGAGAGGAACACAGGUACCAGUGAGAGGAACACAGGGACCAGUGAGAGGAACACAGGGACCAGUGAGAGGAACACAGGGACCAGUGAGAGGCGCUCAGGGACCAGUGAGAGGAACACAGUGACCAGUGAGAGGCACACAGGGACCAGUGAGAGGAACACAGGGACCAGUGAGAGGAACACAGGGACCAGUGAGAGGAACACAGGGACCAGUGAGAGGCUCACAGGGACCAGUGAGAGAAACACAGGGACCAGUGAGAGGCGCACAGGGACCAGUGAGAGGAACACAGGGACCAGUGAGAGGAACACAGGGACCAGUGAGAGGAACACAGGGACCAGUGAGAGGAACACAGGGACCAGUGAGAGGAACACAGGGACCAGUGAGAGGAACACAGGGACCAGUGAGAGGAACACAGGGACCAGUGAGAGGAACACAGGGACCAGUAAGAGGCGCACAGGGACCAGUGAGAGGAACACAGGGACCAGUGAGAGGAACACAGGGACCAGUGAGAGGAACACAGGGACCAGUGAGAGGAACACAGGGACCAGUGAGAGGAACACAGGGACCAGUGAGAGGCUCACAGGGACCAGUGAGAGGCGCACAGGGACCAGUGAGAGGAACACAGGGACCAGUGAGAGGCGCACAGGGACCAGUGAGAGGAACACAGGGACCAGUGAGAGGAACACAGGGACCAGUGAGAGGCUCACAGGGACCAGUGAGAGGCGCACAGGGACCAGUGAGAGGAACACAGGGACCAGUGAGAGGAACACCGGGACCAGUGAGAGGAACACCGGGACCAGUGAGAGGAACACAGGGACCAGUGAGAGGAACACAGGGACCAGUGAGAGGAACACAGGGACCAGUGAGAGGCGCUCAGGGACCAGUGAGAGGAACACAGGGACCAGUGAGAGGCACACAGGGACCAGUGAGAGGAACACAGGGACCAGUGAGAGGAACACAGGGACCAGUGAGAGGAACACAGGGACCAGUGAGAGGAACACAGGGACCAGUGAGAGGAACACAGGGACCAGUGAGAGGCACACAGGGACCAGUGAGAGGAACACAGGGACCAGUGAGAGGAACACAGGGACCAGUGAGAGGAACACAGGGACCAGUGAGAGGCGCACAGGGACCAGUGAGAGGAACACAGGGACCAGUGAGAGGCGCACAGGGACCAGUGAGAGGAACACAGGGACCAGUGAGAGGAACACAGGGACCAGUGAGAGGCUCACAGGGACCAGUGAGAGGAACACCGGGACCAGUGAGAGGAACACAGGGACCAGUGAGAGGAACACAGGGACCAGUGAGAGGAACACAGGGACCAGUGAGAGGAACACAGGGACCAGUGAGAGGCGCUCAGGGACCAGUGAGAGGAACACAGGGACCAGUGAGAGGAACACAGGGACCAGUGAGAGGCACACAGGGACCAGUGAGAGGAACACAGGGACCAGUGAGAGGAACACAGGGACCAGUGAGAGGCUCACAGGGACCAGUGAGAGGCGCACAGGGACCAGUGAGAGGAACACAGGGACCAGUGAGAGGAACACAGGGACCAGUGAGAGGCGCACAGGGACCAGUGAGAGGAACACAGGGACCAGUGAGAGGAACACAGGGACCAGUGAGAGGAACACAGGGACCAGUGAGAGGAACACAGGGACCAGUGAGAGGAACACAGGGACCAGUGAGAGGAACACAGGGACCAGUGAGAGGAACACAGGGACCAGUGAGAGGCACACAGGGACCAGUGAGAGGAACACAGGGACCAGUGAGAGGAACACAGGGACCAGUGAGAGGAACACAGGGACCAGUGAGAGGAACACAGGGACCAGUGAGAGGAACACAGGGACCAGUGAGAGGAACACAGGGACCAGUGAGAGGCACACAGGGACCAGUGAGAGGAACACAGGGACCAGUGAGAGGAACACAGGGACCAGUGAGAGGAACACAGGGACCAGUGAGAGGCGCACAGGGACCAGUGAGAGGAACACAGGGACCAGUGAGAGGCGCACAGGGACCAGUGAGAGGAACACAGGGACCAGUGAGAGGAACACAGGGACCAGUGAGAGGAACACCGGGACCAGUGAGAGGAACACAGGGACCAGUGAGAGGAACACAGGGACCAGUGAGAGGAACACAGGGACCAGUGAGAGGAACACAGGGACCAGUGAGAGGCGCUCAGGGACCAGUGAGAGGAACACAGGGACCAGUGAGAGGAACACAGGGACCAGUGAGAGGAACACAGGGACCAGUGAGAGGAACACAGGGACCAGUGAGAGGAACACAGGGACCAGUGAGAGGAACACAAGGACCAGUGAGAGGAACACAGGGACCAGUGAGAGGAACACAGGGACCAGUGAGAGGAACACAGGGACCAGUGAGAGGCGCACAGGGACCAGUGAGAGGAACACAGGGACCAGUGAGAGGAACACAGGGACCAGUGAGAGGCGCACAGGGACCAGUGAGAGGAACACAGGGACCAGUGAGAGGAACACAGGGACCAGUGAGAGGAACACAGGGACCAGUGAGAGGAACACAGGGACCAGUGAGAGGCGCACAGGGACCAGUGAGAGGAACACAGGGACCAGUGAGAGGAACACAGGGACCAGUGAGAGGCUCACAGGGACCAGUGAGAGGCGCACAGGGACCAGUGAGAGGAACACAGGGACCAGUGAGAGAGGAACACAGGGACCAGUGAGAGGAACACAGGGACCAGUGAGAGGAACACAGGGACCAGUGAGAGGAACACAGGGACCAGUGAGAGGAACACAGGCGCUCAGGUACCGGGAAAUCUGCAGCACAGGGACCAGUGAGAGGCGCACAGGGACCAGUGAGAGGCUCACAGGGACCAGUGAGAGGAACACAGUGACCAGUGAGAGGCACACAGGGACCAGUGAGAGGAACACAGGGACCAGUGAGAGGAACACAGGGACCAGUGAGAGGAACACAGGGACCAGUGAGAGGCUCACAGGGACCAGUGAGAGAAACACAGGGACCAGUGAGAGGCGCACAGGGACCAGUGAGAGGAACACAGGGACCAGUGAGAGGAACACAGGGACCAGUGAGAGGAACACAGGGACCAGUGAGAGGAACACAGGGACCAGUGAGAGGAACACAGGGACCAGUGAGAGGAACACAGGGACCAGUGAGAGGAACACAGGGACCAGUAAGAGGCGCACAGGGACCAGUGAGAGGAACACAGGGACCAGUGAGAGGAACACAGGGACCAGUGAGAGGAACACAGGGACCAGUGAGAGGAACACAGGGACCAGUGAGAGGAACACAGGGACCAGUGAGAGGCUCACAGGGACCAGUGAGAGGCGCACAGGGACCAGGACCAGUGAGAGGCGCACAGGGACCAGUGAGAGGAACACAGGGACCAGUGAGAGGCUCACAGGGACCAGUGAGAGGCGCACAGGGACCAGUGAGAGGAACACAGGGACCAGUGAGAGGAACACCGGGACCAGUGAGAGGAACACCGGGACCAGUGAGAGGAACACAGGGACCAGUGAGAGGAACACAGGGACCAGUGAGAGGAACACAGGGACCAGUGAGAGGCGCUCAGGGACCAGUGAGAGGAACACAGGGACCAGUGAGAGGCACACAGGGACCAGUGAGAGGAACACAGGGACCAGUGAGAGGCACACAGGGACCAGUGAGAGGAACACAGGGACCAGUGAGAGGAACACAGGGACCAGUGAGAGGAACACAGGGACCAGUGAGAGGAACACAGGGACCAGUGAGAGGAACACAGGGACCAGUGAGAGGCUCACAGGGACCAGUGAGAGGAACACAGGGACCAGUGAGAGGAACACAGGGACCAGUGAGAGGAACACAGGGACCAGUGAGAGGAACACAGGGACCAGUGAGAGGAACACAGGGACCAGUGAGAGGAACACAGGGACCAGUGAGAGGAACACAGGGACCAGUGAGAGGAACACAGGGACCAGUGAGAGGAAACAGGGACCACAGCUCGUGGCGGUGGGGCCCCAGAGCGUUGAAGUAGUCCCCGGCCAGUUCUCCCUCAGUCAGAGCCCCGAAGGUGGCGUCGAAGUCCUGCGUCCUCUGGAACCGCAGCAGGGUCUCCUUCAGGUUCCCCCAUCGCCGGACCUCCGGGGGGGGGCUGCGGCAGAGGUCAUGUGA
Molecule: messenger RNA, 5304 nt
Organism: Knipowitschia caucasica
Lineage: Eukaryota; Metazoa; Chordata; Actinopteri; Gobiiformes; Gobiidae
Source: the annotation of a GenBank genome assembly